AUGGCCGACAUCAACGCCGCGGUCCGUGAGGCUUUGAAUGAGCAGCUUGGCACCUUAACUAAGCGAUUUGAAGGAAUGAUGUCCCAAAAGAUGGAGGAAAUGAUGGCAAGCUUCACGGCUAAGCUUCAAUUAUCUAGCCCUACUCCACCACCGAUUGCUUCCACUCUGAUUCCUCAGGCGAAUAAUUCCGGCAAAGCUCCGGAAGCUACCCAUUAUCAGACAAUGCCGUUAGAAGAUGUGAUCGUCACGGGCAUAGGCUCGAGCGCGCCACCCUUGAUCCCAAUUCCCCAUGCCAGCCCCGUGGCUACGGGACCAAAUGAUGAGACGGCCAAGCUCCUAGCCCGGAUGGAACAGAGGAUACGUGAAGUGGAGGGAACGCACAACAUACCGCAGAUUGAUUUUGAUGCCUUUUCAAAGGUUAAUGUUCCGGAGAAAUUCAAGAUGCCCGACUUCGAGAAAUACAAUGGCACUUCCAAUCCAGUGCAGCAUGUCCAAAUGUACCAAGUGAGAAUGAACAAAUACGCAACUAAUAGACCCUCGAUGGUUCAAACCUUCCAGGCUAGUUUGAAGGAUGCGGCUAUGACGUGGUACACGGACUACAAGAUCUACGGCAUGGAAGACGGGGAGAAGGUGGCCAACGAAUUUGUCCGACACUUCGGUUUCAACAUUGAUGUCGUCAUCACUAGGGAAGAUCUGGAGCGAUCGAAAAUCAAGAAGGGUGAAACGAUUAAGCAAUAUGCCACUAGAUGGAGGAAUGUGGCAUCCCGGUUGAAACCAGUGCCACCCGAACUCGAGCUCAUGAGAUUGUUUGUCUCCACCCUUCCCCAAGCGGUGCGAUCUCGCGUUCUUGGAACUGCUGCAACAUCAUUCAGCCAUCUCAUUUCAAUGGCUGAGGAGGUGGAAAAUGGCUUGAAGAAGGGGUGGUACGGCGAUAUUAGCACAAGUAAUAAGCGGUUCACGGUCAAGAAAGACAAGGAGUCUGCUCCCCAGGUUAACAUGACCUAUGCGCGAAAACCCAUUGCUCAGACACCGGCGGUGUAG
Messenger RNA from Rhodamnia argentea, 1041 nucleotides. RefSeq lists its product as uncharacterized. The record is from RefSeq and is a predicted model, not a curated record. Lineage: Eukaryota; Viridiplantae; Streptophyta; Magnoliopsida; Myrtales; Myrtaceae. The coding region runs from base 1 to 1041 and encodes 346 amino acids. The transcript has a single exon.